AUGAACUUUAUUAAAAAUAUCCUCGAUACACUCUCGUAUAUUAUUCCCACUCCUAUUUCACCAAAUGAUGAUGUUUGUACAACUGCCGACAUUGAAAAUCUGGAGGUAUUCGGUCUUAUCUGGCUUGAUUCGAAUGUUAAAGAACCUAGAGAAACAGAACAACAAUUGCGUUCUAUUAUUAAUCGUUUGAAAAACUUUCAAGACGUAAAACAAUGUCAACAAUAUAUUGAAGAAAGAUCAGAAAACGAUCGACUAGUACUCAUUGUUAGUGGUCGAUUAGGUAGAGAAAUAGUACCUUCUAUUCAUAAACUUCGACAAGUCAUAUCAAUUUAUGUAUAUUGUAUGGAUCAGAAAGGUAAUGAAGAAUGGGCUUUGAAAUUCGCAAAGGUGAAAGCUGUUAUUGUUAAACUUGAUGAACUUGUUUCUCGCAUUAAAUCAGAUCAUGAAAUUCAAAAAAAAGUGGAAGAACCAUUAUCAAUGAAUAUUUAUACAACAAAUGCAGACAAAUCAACAAUAGGUGUCCAAGGUGAAUUUGUUUUCUUUCAGGUUCUUAUUGAUUGUCUUCUACGACUAAAAUCUACUGAUGCAGACAAAAAUGAACUUAUUAAAAUCUGUCAAUAUUCUCAUAAAGGUAAUUCGAUUGAAUUGGAUAAUAUUCGUGAGUUUGAACAAGAUUAUUCAUCUGAUAAAGCCUUAUGGUGGUAUACAAAAGAAUCAUUUUUUUAUAAAACACUUAAUGGAGCUCUACGUACUCGAAAUAUUGAUAUGAUGUUUCUAUAUCGUGCAUUUAUUUCUGACAUUCAUCGCCAAUUACAAGCAAAUCAAGCUAAGAAUUGUUUACAAGUUUAUCGAAGUCAAAAAAUGUCAAGUGAUGAACUUAAAACUUUAAAACAAUCUAUUGGUCAAUAUAUUUCGAUAAAUUCAUUCUUGUCCACUAGUACUGAUGAAAAGCAAGCUCGUUCAUUUCUUGGUGUUGCUGAUAAAUCAUCCGAUUUACAAAGAGUUUUAUUUAAAAUUCAUGCUGAUCCUAAAAUGGUUACAACCAAACCAUUUGCUGAUAUUAGUUCAUUGAGUUUUUAUUCAACUGAAGCCGAAGUGCUAUUUAUGCUUGGUUCAAUUUUUCGUCUUCAAAGUGUUGAUCGUGAUCCUGCAGAUGGUCAUAUAUGGAUUAUUAAAAUGAGUUUGUGCGGGGAUGAUGAACAUGAUUUAAAAAAUGUUCUUAUGUAUAUGAAAGAACAAACUGGAAGUGGAGAAACAAAUCUUCAAACAUUAGCGAACGUAUUGUGGAAAAUGGGCAAAUUUAAUUUCGCUAAAAAAUAUUUGGAACGGUUUUUACAACAACUGCUACCAAACGAUCCUUUACGUGCCACUUUAUAUGAAGAUCUUGGCAACCUUACAUCACAGGCAGGAGAUUUUAACACGAGUGUUGAAUGGCAUCAAAAAUCAAUAGAAUUCAAAACGGAAAAUAAAUUACCUAAUGAUCCUAUUGUUCCAACACACCAACCAUCUACUCAACCAUUACCUUCUAAUGAAAGGCCAUGUAUGAAUGGUGUUCGAUGUUACAAUCCUAACUGUAGAUACUGGCACCCUGAAGAACGAAGUAUUUGUAAUGAAAGGGUGCAAUGUAUCAAUUAUGAGUGUAGUGAUAUCCAUCCACCAGGUCGUGCACGAAAAUGUCAAUAUGAAAAUCAAUGUAAGAAUAAGGGUAAUUGUCAAUAUCUCCAUCCGACUAAUCAACCUAACUCACUAGAGACACGAUCAUCCGAGAUUAUAGAGUUGAGUGAUGCGAAAUGUGAUUUCCUUAAACGUUUUGGUGCCAAUAUCUUCGCUACGAUACGAAAAAAGCCAGGUAUUACAGAUAGAAAAUUUACAGAUCGUAAACUUUGGCUAUCUGGACGUAUGGCAGCAAUUGAAAAUGUAAAGUGUUAUCUUGCAAGAAUACUUCUUGAACAGAAUGUGAUGAUUGCUCUUAACUUGAAGAAAUAUCUUGAACUUGGUAACGAACAUUUAAUGAGAAAUUUUUUAAGCAAAUAUCGUGCAGGUGUGUCUUUCAAUCAAACAAUAACACAUGGAUCUUUGACUACAGAAAAAAUGGUUACAAUUAAAAACAAUGGAGAAAACCAAGAGAAUAAUGAUAGUAAUGGGAAUCAUCUCAAAGACAACGACGACCAAGAUAAUGACGAUGAUGAUGAUGAUGAUGAUGAUGAUGAUGAUAACAAAAGUGUUACUUCAAAUGCAUCAACAAGUACUACAGCUUCAUUUAGCAAUGUUAAGCGUGGUCGUCAGAACUAUCAGAAAUUUAUACAGGUGACAUUAUGUAGUAACUCCAAUGACUCACUAUUCAAGGCUGUCAAAGAAUUAGAAAGUUAUAGUUUAGUCAGCCAAUCAUGGUCGUUAACACAAGAUGAGAUAGCAUACAUUUUAAAUCAACCACAAAAAGGCAAUCCUCCACGAAAACAACCUGCAAAUCUUAAAAUAAUUUUCCAAAUUAAAUUUCAUUUUAUUGAUUUUCUUCGCUCCAUUCCUAAUGCUAUUGUACUGGUCUUUGUUAAAAAUCGACAUGGUGUCAUGUGUGUGGAACUGAAGGGAUUUCAAAAUCAUGUAGAUAAUACCGUAGCCAAACUAAAAACUUAUUUAGCUGACAAUGUUAAAACUGAAGUACAACUUUCUAUUUCAAAAGCGAUGGCAGUUUUUCUUCGAGCAAAAGCGUCAUCUGUCAUCAGAAACCUAGAAAGAACUAGUCGAAUAGAACUAAUAAUUAAUCCAGUAUUGCGUGACAGACAUGGAAAUAACAAAAAAGAAAAUGAUAAAAAUAAUUGCUUAAAACUCAUUGGUUCAAAUUCGCACAUCGAUGCAGCACAAGCAAAUAUUGAAAACUUUCUUGAGUCUUUAUCUGAACAAGAAAAACAAUUUCCUUGUCAAAGCUGGGAGAUUUCAACGAACAUCUCGGAAAUUCUUCGUUUACGUCUCAGAAAAUUACAGGAAUCAGAUGAUUUUGAUGCAAUAGGACGGAUUAAACGUUACACAGCGGCUGAGAAAAGAGAGAUAGAACCAAAUGUUGCUGUGUCAAUAGUUGGCUUCAAUGCAGAAGCAGUUGAUGGUCUAACUGAACAAUGCCAAAAUAUUAUAGAAGGAUAUGUUGUUUGGAAAUUAUAUGCAGAUGAUUAUCGUGCUAUACAUAAUAUGUUAAUAGUUAAAAAAUCGCCACCUAUCCAGGAAUUUCAAAAGCAAUGGGAUACUAAUAUACAAUUAGAUCCAGAAACAAGUACUAUCACUAUUCCUGGCUCAUCGAAAGAGAUUGCAGAUGAUAUUAAAGAAGCUUUACUCGGUUUGAGAGUAGAAAAAAAACCUCAAAUAAAGCGUAUUACUGAAUUUAUUCCUAUUCCAUUAGAUAGUCGUCGUUUUGUCAACCAAGCUAUCAUUUCGGUGCUUGAUGAAGCAAGAGCUCACAACGUUUUUAUCGAAUCUAAAAAUCGUGAUGGAUUGAAAUUGCAAGGUCGUUCUGAUAUUGUCGUAGAUAUCAAACAAAAGAUCAAUUCUAUUAUUGAUGAUAUUAAACAAAAGAUUGUGACAAGCCGCUUGCAGUUAUUACCAGACGAGUCAGACUUACUUCGAGCUAAUACAUAUAAGAUAGUCGUAUCUAUUGAGCGUAAGACGAACACUAUUAUUUGGGAUGUCGCAGCCACGAAGAGGAGUUCAACAUUAUAUACGUCUGAUGAUGCUGAUAUGAAUUUAGUUAUAACAAGUGUGGUCAAUAGUCGGGGUCAAACAAUUAGUGUACAAAAAGGAGAUAUUACAAAGACCAAACAUAUCAAUGCUAUUGUCAAUAUGGCACAUGGAACAUUAUACCAUGCAGGCGCACUCAAUAAAGCAAUAUUCGAUGCUGCUGGUCCUGCACUUGAUGAAGAAUGUAAACAAUUAAUUAUUGAUAAUGGUGGAUUACCCCUUGCUGCCGGUGAAGUAGUAAAGACAACUGCUGGAAAUCUUCCUUUCAAAUGCAUCAUUCAUGCUGUUGUUCCUCAAUUUAGGAAUGGUGAUCAAAAAGAACGUCACUUAUUAUUUUCCAGUAUCUUAUCUAGUUUACGACUGGCUGAAAAAGAACGCUGUGCCAUCGUUGCUUUGGCAGCUGUUAAUUCUGAUAUGGUUGGCUUUACACUACCAGAUUGUACGAAUAUUGUUGUUCGUGCAGUAAAGCAAUUCUUUGCUGAUUAUCCACAAUCAACAAUGAAAGAAGUUAUUCUAGUAGACACAAAUGACACAGCAUGUGAUUUAUUUGCACAUGAAGUUAUUGUCGAUCAUCGAAAUGUACUUGCAGAUGAUAAUGAUAUUGCGAAUGAUCAGUUGCUUCAGCUAACGGCUAAAUGGUGUUGCCAAACAAGUGAUGGCGAGAAGAUUUAUGAUGAAAAUCGUACAUGUCAAAUCGAGACCGAGUUUCAACAAUAUUUGAAAACGUUUACUGAAUCGACGCUUGUAAUUUCUACUGAUGAUUUAGAAAGUGAUACUAUUCUUAAUUACAGUAUCCAUUUUCGUUCUGAUUUAAAACAACUGUUGACAAGCAACCCAGAGGCAUUAAAUGGCCGCCUUGUCUGUGGACACCAAAUCAGUGAGAAUACCAGCUAUAAACACGAUCUCAUUCGUUAUCCAAUAGCACAAAAUAUACAAGCAACAACCGUUAAUUAUUUUCUUACGCCAUUGGAUCUAUACAGUUUGGAAACAGUAACAACUAAGGUUGACUGGGUUAUUACAAGUAUUAGCAGUUCUGCAAUAACUCAAGCUGAGAAAAGAAUUAGACAAGUGAUUGAUGAUGCUAUUAUUUCUGAGCCAUAUUCCGUCAAGUUGGAUAAAGAGAGUUCUAAACAUAGAGAACAGAUAAAAAAUAUUGCAACUCAACAGCGAAUUCAAAUUAAUUUCCAAGAAGAUAAUGCAGAACAACUCUCAAUGAUUUUAAAAGGUUUGAAAUCAAAUGUUCAAGAUGCAAAAUUGAAAAUAGCUAUAUAUUCUAACGAUAUCUUGAAAAUGCAAAUUGAGAACGAUGAAUUGAGCAUACCAAAAGAAUGGGAUGAUCAGCAAGAUAACUGCAAUUUGGUUGAGAUUAAUAGAAAUGAUCCUAAGUUUAUUAGCAUUGAAAAACGCAUGCAAGAAACGAUGAGUAAUGUGAAAAUAGAUAAAAUUGAACGUGUGCAAAAUGUACGUAUGUGGAGUCAUUAUGCAUCCCGUCGUCAACAGCUCAAAAAAGAUUUGUGUCUAACACCUAAUUUGGAGAUUGAAAUGGAACUGUUUUAUGGAACAAGAACAACGCCUCCCCGUGAAGUUUACAAUAGUGAGUACGGUUUCGAUAUGACUUUUACUACAAGUGGACCGUUGGGUAUUGGCUUAUAUUUUUAUAAAAAUGCGUCGUAUUCGUGUCCUAAUGAUUCAUUCGAAUCAUUAAAUGGUAGAUACCAAGUAUUCUUAGCUCAAGUUUUAACAGGAGAUGUAUAUGAUUGCCAACAGAAUAAUCCAAAUUUGCGUUGGCCUCCGAAAAAAAAUGGGUCAACUUCUGGUCUACGAUAUAAUAGUGUGUCAGGUGAUAAAGAUGGCAGUAAAGUUUACACAGUGUAUGAAAAUCGUGUGGCUUAUCUUACCUACUUAAUUACGUUUACUCCAUAG
Molecule: messenger RNA, 5649 nt
Organism: Adineta steineri
Lineage: Eukaryota; Metazoa; Rotifera; Eurotatoria; Adinetida; Adinetidae
Source: the annotation of a GenBank genome assembly